CAGACACAAGUCGUGCCCCGACUGCAAUAUGGCUUCUUGUUGUUUGCAAUCUUUAGGUUUUUGCAAGAAGACUGUCUUCUUGGGUUUUUGAAUAAUAAAUGAUUUUCUAGAAAAAUUUGUACCGGCUUCAUAAGAUCUCUCUCUACCUUAUAAGAAAAUUUUGUUCAUCUUUUUUUUCUUGUUUUAAGGAAUAACUAAUUAAAAGUUAGACAAUAUAUUCGGUAAAUUAGAAGUAAGAUAAUUUAAAAAUAAAUAAGAUAAACAUAAAAAAUGCUUUCUGUGAAGAGAUUCAUGAAAUGAAUCUGACUUGUUUCUGACUUGUUUAAAUUAAAAUUACUGGUGUUGACAGUGUAUUUAAAUAUGUGUGACAGCAAGUGUGAUGACAGUGCGCUCGAGGGUUGCCAGGAUGGCGAGAGCGAAGUUGAGGACACGCUGGAGAGAACUUCUGAGGAUAAUGUCAGUAUCCAACAGAUUUUGCAAGAGAUGACUAAUGAAUUUAACAGAGGAGUGAGUCCAAAGCAAACUUUCGAGAAGGAUUGUCCAAAUAAAGAGUUGCCGAGUCCGGAAGAUUUUGAGGUUAUCCUCAAAGACGACGGAAAGAUGGGGAAAGCAACGAAAACAACGAAACUCGCAAAAGUGCCAAACCAGCUCCCGAAGGAUGUCAGCGAAAAGUCGGGUCAGGAAUCGAAGGACAUUCUAAAGACCAGCGAGGGCAAUAAUGAGGUGAAAGAAAAUCAAGAUGCCAAGGAGGCUUUCAAGAAAGAUUCCAACAUUCCGAGAAUUGUCCUCACUUUCAGAACAAUCGACGAGAACACAGAUUCGGGGAAGAAGACCAAGAUUUCCAGUUGCUCGUCAAAUCUGGCACUAGUUCCAGACGAAUUAGCUAAUUGUACGCAAAUUGGAGGAGUCUCCGUUAAAAUUGAAACUUCCGAAGAAUAUUUGGAUUCUGCCGAUAAGUCUGAUACCGAGGAAGCUAAAGUCGAAGGUGAAAUUAAGGUCGUGAAUAAGGACCUGGAUAAUGAUAAAACUGAAGUUGAAGAAGUCGAGGAGGGAGCUCAGUCUGAACUCUUAGUAGAUUCUGAUGAAGUGCCUCUUGAGAAAACUGAUGAGAGCAGAGAUGUUUCUUUGUCAGAACCAGUCGCUGAAAAGGAACUUGAAACCAACUCGACUUUUAUUAAAAAACAGAGGAAACGAAGACUAAGAAUUACUAGUGACGUUGUAGAAGGUGCACCAAGUCCAAAACGUUCUGCCCGACGAAUGUGCAAGGAACCUCUGAAAAGUACUGUACUUGAAAGUGCUAUAGCCCGCAAAGAAAAGUCUAAUUACACCGAAGAACAUUUGCAAUUUAAACCAAUUAGAAAAUAUAAUAAACCUGGGAGACCAAAAAAAAUUUUACCGACGAAAGAGGUUGCAAAACAAAUUAAUAGUAAAGUGGCAGAGGCAGACAACGAAUCUGAUAAUAAUACCGUAGAAGGAAAUAAUAGUAUUAAUGAAGUAAACAUGUCUCAAGACGCUUCGAAGAAUUGGUCUGCUAAUGAGAGCUCUACUAGUGAUUUAACCAUUAACGAUUCGCAAUACUCUGGCACAGACUUUGACGAAAUGCCCAAGUUGUCUCCUAUAUUGAAGAAUACAGAUUCUGCACAAAUAAAAUCGGGGAAUUCUACUAAAACUGCAAUCACAGACGACGCUGCUACCAUGUCGGAUAAUGACAAGCCUUUCUUGAAACCUGCCAUUGGAAAAACUAAAAGGGAAAGAGGUCGUCCUAAGGGUAGUCUCGGAGCUCGGAAAAUUGCUAAAUCUGAUUCAUUUGAAGAUGGAUCUACUGAAUCUGGAAAAUACCAUGACUGUUCGGAAGAGGAUGGUUCCCCUGCAAAAAGAACUCGACGAAGUGUGGCAGCGAGUCCCAGUUCAACUGAGACUCAAGGAUCCAAACCAGACUCAGCUUUAAUUUCAAGCGAGACACACAGAAAAUCAAUGAUGUGCCUGUGUCAAGUAAGAUCCCAAUUAUACGUGACAGUCAGCGACAAUAGCACCCCACUUUAUUGUACAGCAAUCGAUUCCAUUGACGGCAAGAAAGUCGGCUGUUGCAAUGAAGUUGACGUCAACGACGUAAACAUGCGAAGGCCCAGCACUUGCGUGCCCUUCAUCAUUCUCUGUCGCAUGCACAAGGAGAGACUGUUUCGGCACAACUGUUGCCCCAUGUGUGGACUCUUCUGUUCGCAAGGCAAGUUUAUACAGUGCGUCAAUGGUCACCAGUAUCAUCGGGAUUGUGAGAUGUAUCUCUCUAAGCAAGCCGCUUGUCCUCACUGUGGGUGUGAGAGUCCGGAGUUCGACAUUGUCAUCUCACUAAACGGAUUGAGAGUGCCAAUUUAUAUUCCCACUCGCAGAAAAUUUUCAACAUUGCCAUCAGCGAAAAUGACUUUGCCAGGAAAGGGUGACAAUACAAAGCUUGCUGAAAGACCACCUAGUCCGCUGAUUCAACCAGAAAUGAUUAAAAUACCUGAGCCAACGGUAAGCAGUUCUGAUAGACCUGAACGCUACACUAUAAUGAGUUUGUACACUUCAGUGAAAAAUGGUGAUUUGGAGAAAUUAGUCAAUGUUUUAACCUGCGGUUAUAAUGCAAAUCAUACAUUUAGAGACUAUGCCAGCCGCACAAGUGUGCAUUUAGCUGCCGAAAAGGGUCAUUUGUCUUGUUUGCACGUUUUAAUUCAAGCUGGUGGUCAAGUGGAUGUUAUGGACAAAAAUCAAUUAACACCUUUAAUGUUGGCAGCAAGUAAGGGAAGAGCUGAAGUUGUUCGAUAUCUCAUUAGAAUUGGAGCCGAUACUACUUUAAAGGGUAUAGACGGUAUGACUGCUUUGCACAUUGCUGCUAAGUCUGGACAUUUGUACGUCUGCCGAAUUAUACUGUCCGAAUGCAAAGUGCCAAGGACUUUAAUCGAUUGUGUUGACGAUGGAGGUUGGACGAGUUUAAUUUGGGCCUGCGAAUUCCGACAUACUGCUGUUGCCCGUUUCUUGAUAGAACAGAAAUGCGAUCCUUUGAUUAGAGACGCAGAACAAAAUAUUGCUUUACACUGGAGUGCUUUUAGCGGAAGCUCUGAAAUCACAGAAUUACUUUUAAACGAAGGCUGCGAUGUGAAUGCAGUGAACGUGCACGGCGAUACUCCUUUGCACAUUGCUGCAAGACAGGAUCAAUAUGCUGUCAGUAUAUUAUUAUUAGCUCGAGGAGCAAAAGUUGUUGAAGUCAACAGUGCAGGAGAAACGGCGAUAAAUUGCUGUUCUGCUGAUGGUGAUACUCUGGCUGCUUUAAGGCUAAAUGCGAAAGUAAACGAGCUCUCGGAACACAUGUGGGAAAAGACUGUUAAAAUUCUAUGCAAUGACAUUUCCCGCGGUAAAGAGACUAAUCCAGUUCAAUGCGUAAAUGGCCUUGAUUCUGAAGAUAAGCCGACUGACUUUCUAUAUGUCACAGAGAACUGUUUUACGAGUAAUAUAAAUAUAGAUCGGACAAUAACGUCGCUACAAUCCUGCCGCUGUGAAAAUAACUGCAGUUCGGAAAAAUGUCUUUGCGGUACUAUUAGUUUAAGAUGCUGGUAUGAUGAAGAGGGGAAACUCCUUCCUGAAUUUAAUUAUGCUGAUCCUCCAAUGUUAUUUGAAUGUAAUCCGUCAUGUGAUUGUAAUAAAAUCACGUGCAAUAAUCGUGUUGUUCAACAUGGUAUGACACAGAGAUUUCAAUUAUUUCGUACAAAAGAAAAAGGGUGGGGACUACGAACUCUUAAACACAUUCCCAAAGGUACUUACGUUUGUGAAUAUGUUGGAGAAAUUAUCUCUGAUUCCGAAGCAGAUCACAGGGAAGAUGACUCGUAUUUGUUUGAUUUGGAUAAUAGGGUAAAUAUUAUUGAUGGGGAAACAUACUGUAUUGACGCUCGACGAUACGGCAACGUAGCUCGAUUUAUCAAUCAUUCCUGUGCACCUAACUUGCUGCCAGUCCGACUAUUUGUCGAACAUCAGGAUUUACAUUUUCCACGAAUAGCGUUUUUUGCCAAUCGAAAUAUUGAAGCGGACGAGGAACUAGGAUUUGAUUACGGUGAAAAAUUCUGGAUAAUCAAAUGCAAAUCUUUUACCUGUACCUGUGGUGCUGAAACCUGUCGAUAUUCAAAAAAAACCAUACAAGUUACCCUUGAUAACUAUCGUAGAAGGAUUCAACAAGAAGAAAUGCAUAAUGCACAAACAUCUUCGUAAUAGAUAUCCUAAAAAUUAUUUAUACAAACAUAGAGUACAAAAACACAGUAACCCAGCUUUUCAUGGGUUUCUUUCAUACAAGUAAAUCUUUAUUGUAAAUAUCAUAAACGGCCAAAGGCUAUAAUUAAAUAAUGAAUGUAGUGUUUGCGUGAAUUUUACUGUACUGUUAUCAACUUUAUUUCAAUGCAUUUCAAUUACGUUAUUUUAAAAUUCGAUUUACAAUAAGUUACAAAUUUGUAUUCAUUUCUAAUAUCGCUAUAUAUUAUCAUGUCAAGUGCAAACGAUUUUUAGAGAAAACAUUACAAAAUAAGAUUUAUUGGUUUUAAAAUCUUGGAGUAUAUAUUAUAUAAAUAUUUAUUGUUCAAUCAUUUCAUUAUAUUUUUAAUUAUUUUAGGUUGAAAAUAAAAAUAUUAUUA
Messenger RNA from Leptopilina heterotoma, 4652 nucleotides. It is a transcript of the gene G9a, whose product is annotated as histone-lysine N-methyltransferase EHMT2. Gene Ontology annotation, molecular function: zinc ion binding; p53 binding; histone methyltransferase activity. Lineage: Eukaryota; Metazoa; Arthropoda; Insecta; Hymenoptera; Figitidae. The transcript is spliced from 12 exons. Gene Ontology annotation, cellular component: nucleus. The record is from RefSeq and is a predicted model, not a curated record. The coding region runs from base 361 to 4236 and encodes 1291 amino acids.